Geodia barretti is the source of this 1183-nucleotide messenger RNA. The record is from the annotation of a GenBank genome assembly. Lineage: Eukaryota; Metazoa; Porifera; Demospongiae; Tetractinellida; Geodiidae.
AUGCGCGAAUGACGUCACGACAAAAUGUCUACCGUCCGGGCACUCACACUUUUGCCCAACACCAGAAGACUGGGAUCUACCGUAGCCACUCCUACACUGCUGCAAUCCAACUCUAGUAUCAUAAGGACAUCAAUGAACAUCAGAUAUCAUUCAAAAGAGGCAGCGUCUGGAGCAGGAAGGGAUGAAGAACAUGUGAACCAUGCAGCGAAGGAGCUGGGAGUGACCAGAUACCACUGUAACCGCAACCCACGGAGUCUAGAGCUUCUGGGCAUGGCUGAUAAACCAAAGGGGUUUCAAACAGCUCGCAGACGAGUGGACUACUACCAUAGGCUUGUGUUUAUUCCGACCUCACGCCAUUCGUCGGCCUACGUCAACCAUAACGCUGGGACCAAGGUGGUGGAAGCCUCCACGGCCGAGCUGUGCAUUGCCCGCCACCUCUACAAGACGUCCGACGUGGCCGCGGCCUACAACGUGGGGAGAGUGGUGGCCUUGAGGUGCAGGGAGAUGGGGUUGAACAGAAUCAUGUGGGAGCACAAGCCCGAUCGGAACCACAAGAGGGUCAAGGCCUUCCUGAGUGGUGUGAGGGAACAGGGCCUUAUUCUGAAUGAACCUAAAGUCAGACACUCCCUCCCUCCUCCGGGCACCCUCCCCAAGUAACACACUCUAUUAUUUAUAACACUCCAUUAAAAAUCUGUCCAUAGUAUAAUACAAAGCAGCAUAAAAUCAUAACUUCACACAUGAUAUUUUGUUAGCGUGAUGCUCACGAGUGUGUUUUCUGUGGAGAGUCAUUGCAGAAGGGGUGAAAAUUAGGGUAAGAAUCGAGGCAAAUGGACUGGGUCAGUAUGCUACGAACACUGUUCAUUCGUCUCGUCCCUCGCCGAGUGUCAGUCACACCGUUUAUUUCGGACUUUCUCUGUCUUGAUCUCGUACCAGUCGCCGUCUUUUUCAAGGCGCUGUAAUAGAGGCAGUGGACACAAAAUCAAGUAUUCUGGGAAGUGCUUGCGAUAACAUCAACCCGGUAAAGGAUAAACAAAAACUGCUAUGAUAAUCUCCUGUAAAUGUUUUCGUCCCUGAAGUCACCUACAGCUACAAACUCAACAGGAGUUGUUUGUACACAAUACGAGGAUGGUUUACUAAGGCAUGUAUGUACAGUACGCAGGGUACCCGUCCAUAGCCAGCACAA